CCUGCUUCUCUUUCUCUUGGAUUGAUUCCUCCAGCAGGAGCGGAAUCUGCCCUGCCUCAUCCUGACGAGCAGAGCUCAGCCAGCAGCGCAGCGCGGAGAUGUUGGCCCUCAUUCACCGGCUCCUGGACUGGUUCAGGUCGCUCUUCUGGAAGGAAGAGAUGGAGCUGACGCUGGUGGGACUGCAGUACUCUGGAAAAACCACCUUUGUCAACGUGAUUGCUUCUGGUCAGUUCAAUGAAGACAUGAUCCCUACAGUCGGCUUCAACAUGAGGAAAGUCACCAAAGGCAACGUAACAAUAAAAAUUUGGGAUAUAGGCGGGCAGCCGCGGUUCAGGAGCAUGUGGGAGCGAUACUGCCGGGGCGUUAAUGCCAUAGUGUAUAUGGUUGACGCUGCAGAUCGUGAAAAGGUCGAAGCCUCAAGAAACGAGCUACACAACUUGUUAGACAAACCACAGCUGCAAGGAAUUCCUGUACUUGUCCUUGGCAACAAAAGAGAUCUCCCCAGCGCACUAGAUGAGAAACAACUAAUCGAAAAGAUGAACCUGUCUGCCAUUCAAGACCGAGAGAUCUGCUGCUACUCCGUUUCAUGCAAAGAGAAAGACAAUAUAGAUAUCACAUUGCAGUGGUUGAUCCAGCAUUCAAAGUCUCGGAGAAGUUGAGAACAGACCCCGUCCUAUACCUGUGAGUCCAGUCCUGCCCUCUUUCCAGCUCCCAGCUCAGCCCAGCGCUCUUCCUGUGACCAGUGACGCAGUCCCUCUCAGCCGCAUCUGUCUGUCCAGUAGCUGCCCGUCUCAUUCAUUCUCUAUUACACACGGACUGUCAGUAAAGCAUCUUCACCAGUGGGCCUCAGACUCCACUCAAAUCAUAAUCGCUUUUUUUUUAUUUUAUCUAAACAUCUUGUUUUGACCAUUUACAAAGUGAUGUGCUUUAAAUCAGUUUCAGGGUUAGUCUCCUUUUCCUUUAUUGUUAUUGUUGGGGUUUUUCUUUUGGUCUGA
This is a messenger RNA of Sinocyclocheilus grahami, 995 nucleotides long. RefSeq names its product ADP-ribosylation factor-like protein 8B. The record is from RefSeq and is a predicted model, not a curated record. Gene Ontology annotation, cellular component: lysosomal membrane. Bases 99 to 659 code for a protein of 186 amino acids. Lineage: Eukaryota; Metazoa; Chordata; Actinopteri; Cypriniformes; Cyprinidae. The transcript has 7 exons. Gene Ontology annotation, biological process: anterograde axonal transport; protein transport. Gene Ontology annotation, molecular function: GTPase activity; GTP binding.